AUGGUACCAGGAGGCCCAGGGAAGACAGCCUCACGAGGUCAACUGUGUCGUGCUGAUGAGAAGAAGAAAGGGACAAGGAGAUCUGACAAAAAGAAGGUUACUGGUGACCUUGAUAAAAGCAACUUCAGUGAAAUGGUGGAGAAGUGGGUGGAAGAGAGAACGGGAGUAGAAAUUGAGAAGCUGGAUUACCAUCAUUACCUGCCUCUGUUUUUUGAUGGGCUUUGUGAAAUGACAUUUCCCUAUGAGUUUUUUGCUCGGCAAGGAAUCCACGACAUGCUGGAACACGGGGGGAACAAGAUUCUACCUGUCAUUCCACAGCUCAUUAUCCCGAUAAAAAAUGCUUUGAACCUCCGAAACCGACAGGUCAUCUGCGUCACUCUCAAAGUCCUCCAGCAUCUGGUGGUGUCAGCGGAGAUGGUCGGUGAGGCUUUGGUGCCUUAUUACCGCCAAAUCCUCCCCAUCCUGAACAUCUUCAAGAAUAUGAACAGUGAGUUGUCCCAGGAGUUAUUACCUUCUAAGCCCUGA
This is a messenger RNA of Galeopterus variegatus (Sunda flying lemur), 525 nucleotides long. RefSeq names its product PARK2 co-regulated (gene PACRG). The transcript has 3 exons. The coding region runs from base 1 to 525 and encodes 174 amino acids. Gene Ontology annotation, cellular component: vesicle; cytosol; neuron projection. NCBI's taxonomy places the organism in Eukaryota, Metazoa, Chordata, Mammalia, Dermoptera, Cynocephalidae. The record is from RefSeq and is a predicted model, not a curated record. Gene Ontology annotation, molecular function: Hsp70 protein binding; Hsp90 protein binding.